Molecule: messenger RNA, 1431 nt
Organism: Aureobasidium melanogenum CBS 110374
Lineage: Eukaryota; Fungi; Ascomycota; Dothideomycetes; Dothideales; Saccotheciaceae
Exons: 3
Source: RefSeq, a predicted model, not a curated record
AUCUCCGCUCUCGUUGCGGUUGUUGCUGCUCUACCGGCUCCUGCACCUCAGGAGAUUGACCUUGACCUUAUUGUCAACAUCCCCACCCCGACUGUCAUUCAAGCAACUGGUACCCCUGACAAAAUUGUCACGUACGACACCAAGGCCAUUCUUGCCUCAGCUACUGCGGCUUCCUCCAUCUCCGUUGCUGUGACUGAUGCUGCUUCCUCAGCUGCGAGUGUAGUGAAGCGUUCAGCUUGUGGACCUGAACCAUCUGGCUACGGGCCCGUCACUACCGAUCCCAAGGACGAUGCUGCUUCGUUUCUUGCCAACCCUGUUUACGCUAGUGCAGCCAAUGCCGCCGCUGUCCCUGCUGGAUAUGAUCAGACCUUCAGGAACUUGAAUGCCAGUAGCAGCGCUUACGGGUAUCUCGGUUUCAGUUACCUCCAAUCGUACAGUCCUCAGUCUUGCGCCACUAAGUGUAAUGCCAUCAAAGGCUGCAUGGGUAUUAAUUUAUACUUCGAGCGCGACCCUAAAUACACCCCUGACAAGACCCUGUGCCCGAAUCCUGCUUCUCUGACCCAGAUCAAAUGUGUCUAUUGGGGCGGCCCAGUCACCACUGCCAACACCAAGAACUCCGGCAGAACUUGGGUGCAAUUUUCUGUCGUGGUUGCUGGCUCCAACGGUUACGUAAACCAGACUGUUGCUGCUCCUCCUGGUUAUUCUGAUGCAAAUUACCUUGGCAAUGCAGCCAUCAAUGCUCCAUACGAUGCUUUGGGCUACAAUACUUAUAUGGGUGCCAAAGUCUUUGCCGCAGGUCCUUUCAACGCAAGUCUCUGCGCCGCGGCCUGCAACGCUCAGAACGAUUACAACCUUGCCCAUCCCCCCAGCGACGGUAGCCCUGUCCAGACUUGCCAGUUCUUCAACACUUACAUUUUGUCUUUGAAUGGCAAGACGGCUUUGGGACAGUACUGUGCUAUGUACAGUAGUACCUGGGCCAACAAGUAUGCUACCAACGUUGGGCAAUAUCGUGGCAACGACCACUACACAGUAGGGUUCUCGUACUCCUUCUCCAACCUCACGAAUGCAGGCACGACACCCAAUCCAGCUGCUGCUGUUGCUCAAGCCAAAGGAGAGAUCUCUGCUUCCAGCCUUCAGAGUUAUUGCAGCACUUUCUUGGGUUAUAAUGAUCUCAACGCCUAUACCACUGCGACUUCUACCAAGAUUCCUGUGUCAACUGUUACGUCCACCUCGACUCUCAAGGUCAAGGCUUCGUCUUCUAGCACCUCUUCUUCGAAGACAUCUUCUUUGUCCAAGCGUGCUUUGGCAUCCUCGUCUUUGGCUACACCUACUGCGUUGACCAAGUAUCCUGGCAGCAUUAUCUCUAGUGCUUGCUCGGCUUUGGUUACCAAGGUGCCCAAGACUGCUACUGUUACCGUGUCGACAGCCACA